AUGAAAGUUUACAAGGAUGAUCAGCCUUAUAUUAGGGACUUUAAGCAAACCCCGACGGCUACGGCAAAGAGACGGCUACGGCAAAGAGACGGCUACGGCAAAGAGACGGCUACGGCAAAGAGACGGCUACGGCAAAGAGACGGCUACGGCAAAGAGACGGCUACGGCAAAGAGACGGCUACGGCAAAGAGACGGCUACGGCAAAGAGACGGCUACGGCAAAGAGACGGCUACGGCAAAGAGACGGCUACGGCAAAGAGACGGCUACGGAGGCAGAAGAAGAAAAGAAUAACCCAGCAAUUAUUCCACGCAGAGAUGCAUUUUGGGGGCAUGAUGACAGAUGGACAGACACACCUGACAAUGAAAGAAGGAAACCAACGACUAGACAGUUGUGGGACAAAACCACUGACAGAUGGGAACAUGACAUGUACAGGGAAGAUGAACAGGGACCAAAAACCAGAGAGGAAGUAGAGGAGACUAAACGCUGGCUGGAUGGACGGGGUGGACGACCCGGGCGGAGACGAUAUGAUCUGCAGGAAUUUGUUAGAGGUGGGGGAAGACGGGGAGGAGGAGGAAGUGUUGGAAGAAUGCGGAUGGAUGAGGAAGAAAUCCAGGAAAAUGAAAGAAAUAAAGAAAACCUAGUUCCUGAGCAACGAAGAAGAAGACAGACCUCGGAAAAUUCUGAAGAGGACGGGGAGAGUAGAAGAGUGGGAUUUGGACGACGCGAGAGAAAUACAGGACGGCGGAGUAAAUAUGAUGAUGACUAUGAUGAUGAUGGUGAAGGUGAUGAGGACAGGGGAGGCAGAGGUAGGAGGUCAGAUCCGCGAAGAAAAUGGGGCGAUGAACAGGAAGAGAUUAACGAGAGACCUCAAAGGCGAAAUGAGAGAAAUCGUGGACGAAGGAGAGAUGGUGAGGAACAGGGAUACUAUGAGAAUACAAGAAGACGUGAUCGCGGUAACAGAGGUGAGAGAAAUGAAGACAACAGGAGACGGGAUUUGGAUCGAAGGCCCGAUCGUGAGCAAGAGGCAAGGAUGAAAAACAGAGAUCAGAGACCACCUAGAGGAAGAUAUGAUGAAGAAAGGAGAGAAAAUCGAGAGGAACAGGGUGGAAGCCGGAGAGGAUUUGGUGACAGGAACAGAGGAACAAGGGUAGACACGAAGCAAAACGAGUAUGACAGAGAGGGCCACAAACGACAAACUGGAGGGUUUGGGAGUUCACAGAAAGACAGAAGUAAGAACGAUGCAAGGGAGACGAGAUCCAAAAAAAAUGGUAGAGAUGAAAUUCAAAGCGAUGAGGAAGAGAGACAUCCAUGGGAGGGGCAAGCUAAGCCGUCACCUGCAACCCACAGCUACAGUAAACUUCGAGGUAGGGGACGAGGCAGAGGACAGACGCAGGAGCUGAAGAAACCUCGAAAGAAUGCUGCAGAUUUCACUCGUGAAAGAGAGGAGGCCCAAAAGAAAGAAGAACAGGAGAGGAAGAAAAAGGCUGUUGAGGAUGAACACUUCGAAGAUGCUGAAGAAGAUGAUGGAGAUGUGAUAAUUGAAGAAGAGUAUGAAGAAUAUAUUGAAGAAGGAGUUAUAGACAAUGAACCGCAAGAACAGUUGGGAGAUGAAGAGGUUGUUGAAGAGAAUGGUACAGCUUAUGAUGAAUCUGAGCAGAUCGAUGAAAAACAACACAAAGCUUCUAGAAAACAGGAUGGAAAGAGAACAAAGCAAUCUUCAUCAAAGAAAGGAGUUGGUGUGUCUGAAUCACAGAAUGCCGCAGCAUCGCAAGGUGCUCCUGCCGCUAAACCUAAACGAUAUUCAUCACAGAGGCAGCGAGCGACACAGCAAGUCCCACUGCAGGUACACCAGGCUAUGGUUCCACAGAUGAGUGCAAUUUACCCAGACCAAGCUGCUUACUAUGAACAAAUGGCCUUUCAGAGUCUUUAUGGACCCACAGGGACCCCGCCGACACAACCUGUUCCCUUACCUGUUAUUCCACAGCAACCUGAAGUCAUUCUACGGCAAGAAAUGGCAGUAGCCCCAGCAGAACAGCCUGAAAUGCCUGCCGGGAUACCAAUGGCUGGGCCCGCGGGUCCUCAACCAAUGGGACCUCUCCAGCAUGAAAGCAUCAUGCACCAACAACUUGCAGCCCUUCAACAAGGGGCUGUGCCUGGUCAGCAAGGAAUGGGCUCGGAAGGGGUAUCGCCACAGAGACUUCCCCAGCCCGGAAUGAGCCCCCAGCAACAACAACAGGCGUUGGCUACACAUUUACAGAUGCAGGCUUCGCAAGGUAUGCAAGGUCCGAUAGGUGCAGUCCCCCAACCAAACAUGGUAGCGUCAGGAAUGAGUCCACAAUCAACAGCAGGAUUUGUACAGCAUCCAAAUUACACUGGUGUUCAGUCUUUCCCAGGCCAGACCGUGAUGUAUCCCAAUUCGCAGUAUCCGAUGAUGGGAAUAAAUCCAUUUCUGGGACAACAGGUGUACGGGCUCCCGAUGCCUGGAGGAGGAACAUUUUAUCCUCCACAAGCUGCCAUGGUACAGCAACAACAACAACAACAACAACAACACUCUCAGCAACAACAGCAACAACAGCCAUCGCAGGGUGAACCACAACAACAGCAGACAAGACGCCGCCCAAAUGCUGCCAUACCCAUCAAACCUCCGCAGGAGAGAUCCUGAAUUGUCUUCAACAACGCCCUUACUGCGCGAUGAAAUGAAAGAACAGCUCCAAGCCAUGCGUGGAUGGAGAGGGGAAAAUGAAGUUAUAUGUCCAGAUGCUUUACGAAAAAAACGGCAAAUCUUGCCCGCGAACAGUCCUCUGCUGAUGAGACCAUGUACCCCCCGGUUGGUGUUGAAAGAGAUCUGGACGAAAUAGCGAGUCUUACAUGACUUAAUAUCUUUUGACACCGCAAGACUGCUCCAAACAGUUCUUAAAAGUGUUUUUCAAGGCUUACAUAAUAUGAAAUGGUUUUUAAAUGAUCAGGUGACAUAUUAACCCGUCUCCCUCUGAUGAAAAUAGGGACUUUAAGCAGUCAGGACGGCAACGCCACGCAAGAGGUCGAUUAAAAAAUAAGUUUCUACUCUUAGCUAGAAUUUGGAAGAUGGCUGCAUGUGUUUGCCGUCUCAUAGGGCGCCAGACCUCAAACUCAACAUAGCGCAUAAAAGUUGCG
This is a messenger RNA of Stylophora pistillata, 3152 nucleotides long. RefSeq lists its product as uncharacterized. NCBI's taxonomy places the organism in Eukaryota, Metazoa, Cnidaria, Anthozoa, Scleractinia, Pocilloporidae. The record is from RefSeq and is a predicted model, not a curated record. Gene Ontology annotation, cellular component: exon-exon junction complex. Gene Ontology annotation, molecular function: mRNA binding. Gene Ontology annotation, biological process: mRNA processing.